GAAUUCUCUAACUGCACAAUUUCCUCUUGCAAGAUUGGAAGGUACCAUAAAUCCUAAGUUUGCUGAAACAUUGGAGGCACAACUCCAUGCUCGUGAAAGAGUACAACCAUCUUAAUCCCCUCCACUUUAUGAAAAAGCUAAGACAAUCACUUGUUUUGGGGGAAAGUGAAACAUAUGGUGGUUUUGAUGACCCCAUGGAUGGAAACGAGGAUCAUGAAUUUGAGAAUGACCUCCCUGAUUUUGAGCAAGCAGAGAAUAUCUACAUGGAUGCAGAAGUGCGUUUGCCCCAUGAAAAGCACAAUGACGAUAGUACGAGUUUUGAUUGCAAUGGAGCCUUUGGACAGGAGGAUCCGAAUUCACAAGCAAGCCUGGAAGAUCUUUGUCGCUCACAUCUUGUAAAGACAUGUUUCCUAGGAUACUUUUUACAUUCGUUUUAUGUGCAUUACACUAUCUGUCAUUAUGUUCUGUUGUGGAAGCCAUUGAUUCGUGUUUCUACAUGA
This is a messenger RNA of Magnolia sinica, 500 nucleotides long. RefSeq names its product condensin-2 complex subunit H2-like. The record is from RefSeq and is a predicted model, not a curated record. The transcript has 3 exons. NCBI's taxonomy places the organism in Eukaryota, Viridiplantae, Streptophyta, Magnoliopsida, Magnoliales, Magnoliaceae. The coding region runs from base 87 to 500 and encodes 137 amino acids.